AUGACUUACCAUUUGGAAAAGCUAUCCGCUGAUAUACUUGACGAAGAUUUUGCAAGUAUUUUUAAACCUAUCCAUCUUCUACAAAAGAUUGUCGGUAACCUUAAGGUGAAAAUUGAACACGGCUUCGUCACGCCUCCUUCGAAGUGGUACAAUUUGUAUUCAAUAUUUAUUUUGACGGUAGAUAUUCUCAUUACUAUUAUUGAUAUAACGUUGAGUUUAUUAAUAUUAUAUUAUAUACAAAUUCGCGUAGAUUACAUUAAAAAAGAAUUAGAGAAAAUUAGACGAUUCGUUGAAAGCAAAUCCAGAUUACAUACGAUUGAAGGAGCCCGAUUACACGAAACGAUCGACGUCGGUCUAGAAAGGAAACUGAACAGCUUGGUGCUGGGGACGCACGAUAUCUUGACAGUAAUGGCAGAUUUUACUGACUUAUUUCAAAUGAAGAUGAUAACGAACUCUGAGUCUUACUUCGUGGUCAUACAGCUCUCUUUUGAUUACACCCUAAUAUACUUCUUACUGUGCAUAUUUACCGAAUUGAUCACAUCAAAAUUAGAACAGUCGAGAAAGCUGUGCCGCGACAUCGUACAUUCGUCUGAAGGUGAAAUCAAGCGGAACGCGAAACGCAUGUUGUUGUUAUUGGAUGUGAAAAACGACAUAUCUUUAUAUGAUAUCUACACGCUGAACGCGCGCCUCCUCGUGCGCACCCUCGGCGUCGUAACCACUUACACGGUCAUUAUUCUGCAGUUUUAUGUAUAA
Messenger RNA from Vanessa tameamea, 753 nucleotides. RefSeq lists its product as uncharacterized. Lineage: Eukaryota; Metazoa; Arthropoda; Insecta; Lepidoptera; Nymphalidae. Bases 1 to 753 code for a protein of 250 amino acids. The record is from RefSeq and is a predicted model, not a curated record. The transcript is spliced from 4 exons.